Molecule: messenger RNA, 234 nt
Organism: Mesorhabditis belari
Lineage: Eukaryota; Metazoa; Nematoda; Chromadorea; Rhabditida; Rhabditidae
Source: the annotation of a GenBank genome assembly
AUGGGCAACGAGGUCUCUUCAGCUGUCAAUUAUAUUCCCGUCGUUGGGCAAAUCAAAGCUGGAAUUCACGCAGCCUGUGGAGAUUCGGACCAGGCACGGAAAGCUGUUGAAGCGUCUUCUGUUGGCUCGUGGACAACUGCUGGAACGCUUUUUGGAGUCGUCGCUGGUGGACCGGCCGGAGCGAUUGGAGGAGCCGUCGCUGGGCACACUCUCAAUCAAAAGCUCAACGGAAAA